UUGCCUUUUGAAAAGUACAUAGUCCACUGCAUGAAAGAUGUUGACCUUCCACUGUAUCUUACUGUUGAAGAUGCUACGUACGACUUGCAUCCAAUAGUCUCGGGCAACGACAUAUUCAAAAAAGAGUUGCAAAGCCAUACACCUCUUCGCGUUAAGUUAAACGGCCCUGUGAGUCAUUGGCCAUCAGCUGAAGAGCUUCAGCUCGACCAGUCCCAGUUCGAGGCCUACCAUGCUGCUCUUACUCAAGAAUUUGUUUUGAUUCAGGGACCACCGGGUACCGGCAAAACACAUGUCGGCCUCCAGAUUGCCAAGACGCUUCUUCAUAACAAAGAUGCAUGGCAAGAUAGGUCCUCAAGACACCGUUGUACAUUCAGAAACACGCAAUCAAAAACGAAAGAUCAAAUUCUGGUAGUCUGCUACACGAACCAUGCUUUGGAUCAGUUUUUGGAAGGUAUCGUAAAGUUUCUUGACGGCAGCAAUAAGAGGAUGUGGUCUGACGAAAUUGUGCGGGUUGGCGGACGGUCCGAAAAUGAAGCUAUUCAGGAGUUCUCUUUGAAAAAUCGUCGUCAUCAUUACCACCGCCCUUUUUAUGAGAGACAAGAACAGGAGCGAAAACUGGAUCAACUUUACAAUUUAAUUAAUAGCCAACACCGGAACAUAUCAUUUUUAGCGUACAGUCUCAGCCACGUAAAUGAUACAGUUCUUGAUGUUAAGUUAUUAAUACCAGUUAUGCGAGAGGAUCAUCAGCAAUUCUUUGUAGUGGCAGACAAACCGGAGGAGCUGUUUCAUUGGCUAGAGGCCGACAAAAAUGCUUGGCUCCGAAGAUCUGAAAGAGCUUACAAAAACAUGUCCCAGUUGAAAACAGUGUCAUCGUCAGCAAAUACGGAAGUAGCGAUUCAUACGGCCACAAAUGAAGAAAAUAUCGAAGAAAACGAAGCAAAAAAAGUGGAAGAUGACAGGAGGAUUGAAGAUGAUGACUUCAGCGUACGGUUCAAGGAGCAGGUCGGUCUUGAUGUUCGACAGCAACUCAUGGUCGUUCUUAACGAUAUACAAUCAACACAACACCUUGAUAAACAAUUUCAAUCAUUAGUACAUCGUGAGGCAAACGCAACACUGGCCAGACUUAAAGCCAGUGACAGGAUGGAUGCGAAUGAAGUCGGUAAUAUUCGGCGUAGUUUGAAGAGGCUUUCGGUAGAGCAGCGCUGGCGACUGUAUCGCCAUUGGGUGUACUUGUAUCAACAAAUGCAGAACGAACAACUUCCCGAAUUGGAAAAAUCGUAUUACGAAACGAUAGCAGACAUGAAAUGUUGCCAACCAGCGCAGACUUUUGAAUGUGAGGUCAUAGUAGACCGGGAGCUUGCAUGUGGACAUUCCGUUCAACUCAAGUGUCAUAUCAACACGGAGACAUACAAGUGUAAGAUCAUUGUGACACGAACCCUGGAAGCGUGUUCACAUGAAGCAGAUAUGCAGUGCUGGAAGAAUCCAGAUACGCACGAAUGUCGAAGUGUGGUUAACCGAAUUCUACCCUCGUGUGGUCAUGAGACCGACAUGGAUUGUUACAGGGUUCCUGCAGAUGUUCGCUGUGAUAAAACUAUUACGAAAAGUCGUGACAGUUGUGAACACAACUAUGACGUUCGUUGCAGUGAUUGGAACACGAGUAUUGACAACUUCCAGGGAGAAGAAAAUGACAUCAUUCUUUUGUCUCUUGUGCGCAGCAAUAAAGAUGGAAAGAUCGGAUUUCUCUCCAGAGAAAAUAGGAUAUGUGUGGCUCUGUCCCGCGCUAAGAAAGGACUGUAUGUUAUUGGGAAUUUUGAUAUGUUUGAAUCUAGAAAUUCUCGAUGGGCUGAUGUUGUGCAAAAGGUGAAGACGGCAGGACAGUUUGGAAAAGCUCUGUCACUUUACUGUCAAAACCAUUUGCAGGCUGAAGGUAUACAAGCGGAAGAUGCAUCAGAUUUCACGAAAUCACCAGAAGGAGGAUGCGAAUUAAAGUGUGACUUCCGGUUAUGUUGUGGGCACGCGUGUAGGCUUUACUGCCACCCCAUAGACAGAAUGCAUACAAAGUACGUCUGCAAGCAACUCUGUGACAAGAUAUGCCAAAAUGAGCACAUUUGUAAAAGGAAGUGUCAUUUUGGCGAAAAUUGUGAAUGUCCAAUUACAAUGUGCUCCCGCCUAUGCCACGAGGAAUGUGACAGGCCUCCGUGUGACCAACCAUGUCCGCAACUUUUGAAAUGUAAACAUCCGUGUAUGGGCUACUGCGGUGACCCUUGUCCGAGCCUCUGUCUCGUUUGUGAACCUGUGAGGUGGUCAGAGUUCGACGACGAAUGGAACUCUUUUGGGGACAUUCGUAUUGUACGACUCGAAGAAUGUGGCCAUGAACCUUCUGCUAGGUAUUUGGACAAAAUGUUUGCUAAGGAGGACAAUAACUUGAGUUUGUUAUGCUGUCCAAUAUGUGCAAAGGUUAUAAAAUGGCAUCCACGUUAUACAAACCGCCUCAAAAAACAGUGGGAUAAUCUGGCUAUCGCGAAAAAGGCGCUGGCUCUCGGGUCUGAAGAU
Mizuhopecten yessoensis (Yesso scallop) is the source of this 2553-nucleotide messenger RNA. Its product is annotated as NFX1-type zinc finger-containing protein 1-like. Gene Ontology annotation, molecular function: helicase activity; zinc ion binding. The transcript is spliced from 4 exons. NCBI's taxonomy places the organism in Eukaryota, Metazoa, Mollusca, Bivalvia, Pectinida, Pectinidae. Gene Ontology annotation, biological process: regulatory ncRNA-mediated heterochromatin formation. The annotation marks the transcript as partial. Gene Ontology annotation, cellular component: nucleus; nuclear RNA-directed RNA polymerase complex. The record is from RefSeq and is a predicted model, not a curated record.